AUGUCCACUUCGGCUAAUCUCCGCAUUGUCCAGCCGAAGUCGGCGAGUCAAGAUUCAAAGGAAAAUGGGGAGACAGGAUUCGGCGGGUGGCACACGGCAGUCGUGACUCCGCAGGGUACAAAUGGACGCCGCGGGUACAGUGAGCGGGGCGCGUCUGUGCAGGGGCCAGACAAUGCUAUCGAUCGAGUGACGCCGCGGCCUCGCCGUUUGGGACAAUACACGCACCCAUACCCCACCUUACUAGUGACGUGCCUCCAGAGGCGGUCCUUGCAGAUCGUGGGCUUCAGCAACACCUCCCCCACGGUGCCCCCCCACCCCCGCGGCCCGAGCACACCCACCGAACAAUACCUAACAAUGGCCCCUCACAAUGGGCACAAAGCCGCCGCUGUCUUCCAAUUGUGCCGCACAAAGGAGGCCCCGCCCACAAACAAAGGCGGCAUUGUUUCAUCUCGGUACGCGGGCGGCGAUUGGUCGCCG
This is a messenger RNA of Iphiclides podalirius (scarce swallowtail), 477 nucleotides long. The record is from the annotation of a GenBank genome assembly. NCBI's taxonomy places the organism in Eukaryota, Metazoa, Arthropoda, Insecta, Lepidoptera, Papilionidae.